AUGUCUGUUGAACGUAUCAACUCUGACGAAAACUCGAAGUUCACCCACAUCCUUUCACAUGCCACAAAAGUCCCCGGCCUCAUAUUCCUCAGUGGACAGACACCUGUGGACAAGAACGGAAAGCUUGUAGAGGGUGGAAUUAAGGAGCAUACCACUCAAUGCAUCAAAAACCUCGGAAACGUCCUUAGUGCCGCCGGAUCUUCCUGGGAAAAGGUCGUCAAGGUCAAUGUUUAUCUCAAGGACAUGGAUAACUUUGGUGCAAUGAACGAGGUUUACGAAAAGUUGCUUCCCAGUCCUAAACCGGCACGGACCUGCAUUCAGGCUGGAAAGCUUCCGAACGACGUCGAUGUUGAAAUUGAGGCUAUUGCGGCUUAUUGA
This is a messenger RNA of Lentinula edodes (shiitake mushroom), 378 nucleotides long. RefSeq names its product Endoribonuclease L-PSP. Gene Ontology annotation, cellular component: cytosol; mitochondrion. The transcript has 4 exons. Bases 1 to 378 code for a protein of 125 amino acids. The record is from RefSeq and is a predicted model, not a curated record. Gene Ontology annotation, molecular function: deaminase activity. Lineage: Eukaryota; Fungi; Basidiomycota; Agaricomycetes; Agaricales; Omphalotaceae.